Molecule: messenger RNA, 654 nt
Organism: Rotaria sordida
Lineage: Eukaryota; Metazoa; Rotifera; Eurotatoria; Philodinida; Philodinidae
Source: the annotation of a GenBank genome assembly
AUGAAAAUUAUUUUCGAAUAUCAUGAUCGAAAGACAAUCAUCAUUGGCAAUGAUUAUGAAACGAUUAUUAAGAAAAUUCGACUUUUAUUUCCUGAUGAAAAUGAUUCCACAGUUUUAUUCUAUGAUCAUGAACUGAGUGAUUUUUUCGAUUUUACAUCUUUUGAUCAAAUACAAGAUCAACCUAACGGUGUAAAGAUGAUUUUUAAAUCUUUCAAAAAAUUAAACGAUGUUGCUGCUGAUGCUUCUUCACCUUCAAGUGUAAACAAUGUCGGAAAACAAAAAGAAAAGAAUUACGUUAAAAAACCUCAUCCACAACGAAAUCGAAAGAAAAAAGAAAAUGAACAUGAUGAUCAAAUCGAUAAACCAAUGGUAUUACCAACAUAUUGUGAUAUAAUUCUACAAGGAUUACAAUCACACGAGUCUUUUCCUUCGAUACAAAAAGUUUUCUUGGAUCAAACAGGAACACAUUUUCUUCAAAAAUACUCAAACUCAUCAUCGAAAUCUCUUCAUUAUUCUUUUGUUUUAGCACUUACUGAAAAAUUUCCAAUAUUAAAUUAUUUAAAUAAAGAUGUCGAUGGUAAGAUGGGUCGAGCACCACAACAUACAAUCUCACAAAUGCUGUCUCGAAAAAAAAAGAAAUAUAAAAUACUAUAA